Corylus avellana is the source of this 1086-nucleotide messenger RNA. The record is from RefSeq and is a predicted model, not a curated record. Lineage: Eukaryota; Viridiplantae; Streptophyta; Magnoliopsida; Fagales; Betulaceae.
UCAUCUCGAAAACAAGUCUUCCCCGUCGGAUCACCCAAGCCGAAGCGCAUACAAACCCUACAAAAUCCUAGUUCCGUUCCCGGCCAGCCUUAGUCCGCUGGGAAAACCCUAGCCUUUAGGUUUCGAGUCCCACCCUCCGCAGAGCUCAGAGAGCUUAGUUCGACAUGGGUGAAGAGGCAGUCAAGGCAGUGAUUCCAGAGUCACUCUUAAAGAAGAGGAAGAGGGAAGAAGAUUGGGCUUUGGCAAAGAAACAAAAUCUUGAAGUGACAAAAAAGAAGAACACUGAGAACCGAAAGCUAAUUUACAAUAGAGCCAAGAAGUAUGCGGAGGAGUAUGAGGAGCAGGAGAAGGAUCUGAUUAGACUGAAGCGAGAGGCGAAGUUGAAAGGAGGAUUUUAUGUUGACCCUGAGGCUAAGUUAUUGUUCAUCGUUCGUAUUCGUGGUAUCAAUGCCAUGCACCCAAAGACGAGAAAGAUUUUGCAACUCUUGCGUCUUAGACAGAUCUUCAAUGGUGUCUUUUUGAAAGUGAACAAGGCCACAAUGAAUAUGCUUCAUAGGGUUGAGCCUUACGUGACUUAUGGAUAUCCCAACUUGAAGAGUGUGAGAGAACUGAUUUAUAAGAGGGGAUAUGGAAAAUUGAACAAGCAGAGAACUGCUUUGAUUGACAACUCCAUAAUUGAACAGGCUCUGGGCAAGUAUGGCAUUAUCUGCACGGAAGAUCUCAUCCAUGAGAUCAUGUCAGUUGGACCUCACUUUAAGGAGGCAAACAAUUUCCUGUGGCCAUUUAAGCUCAAGGCACCCUUGGGUGGUCUAAAGAAGAAAAGGAACCACUAUGUCGAGGGAGGAGAUGCAGGAAAUCGUGAGAACUACAUCAAUGAGCUAAUCAGGAGGAUGAAUUAGGCUUUGGCUCUAUUUGUUAGUCAGAGGAUUCGGCUCUUGAAGUAAUCUACAACUCCAAUUUUUUUUUUUUUUUUACUUAAAAAUUUAUUUGAAGUUAGAUAAAAUGUCGUCUUUUAAGCAAGAAACUUUUUGUUGUCCACUUUUGUUUCUGAAUUUUAAUUUCAGAAAGUUUUGUUGCAAGCUCUUA